GUGCGUGUGUGUGUGUGCCCGCGAGCGUGUGUGUCUGCGCGCGCGCACUAGCACAUGCAUGGCACGGCAACGAAAUCAUAUUUUCAAUUUUCCUACAGGGCCUUUUUCCACCGAGCCGGCGUGCAGCACAUCGCAAAAUAAAGCGCGGUCACCGCGCAAACGCCCUUCUGCGCUAACCAUCUCCCAGCCUGAUGCGUGCGAAGCGCUGGCGAAGGUCAGCAUCCGUCUCCAAGCCAGUUAGAACGUAGCGUCGCGGACUAGCACAUCCAGUACCCGUCCCGGUUUCUCUGGGACUCUUCACUCACAUCUCCGAGUCCCUUUAAAGGUCGUGUUGACGCGGGUCCGAGCGCCGACCUCCGUGAAAACAGCGGCGCGCGAGCGGCUAUCGCUGGAAGCUGCGAGGAACCGACCCCGACCCACCGACCGAAUCCAUGGCAACAGCAAUGGCAGAAGCGGAGACCCGACAGAAACUGCUGCGCACCGUGAAGAAGGAGGUGAAGCAGAUCAUGGAGGAGGCGGUGACCAGGAAGUUUGUGCAUGAAGACAGCAGCCAUAUUGUGUCUUUCUGCGCUGCAGUAGAGGCAUGCGUACUGCAUGGGCUGAAGCGGCGAGCGGCGGGAUUCUUGCGCAGCAACAAGAUCGCAGCACUCUUCAUGAAGGUGGGCAAGAGCUUUGCACCAGCUGAGGAGCUGUGCAGAAAAGCCCAAGAACUGGAGCAGAUCAUAGAGAGCAAGCGUAACCAAGUGCCCCUGAACCACGAGAGCUCCAGGAAACUGCCCAAGAUGCCAAACAUCUCCCCUCAAGUCGUCAGACACCUGUGGAUUCGCACUGCCCUCAUAGAGAAGGUUUUGGACAAAAUUGUGCUUUACCUGGUGGAGAACAGCAGCAAAUUCUAUGAGAAGGAGGCAGUUCUGAUGGACCCCGUCGAUGGACCCAUCCUGGCAUCUUUGUUAGUGGGACCCUGUGCUUUGGAGUACACCAAGAUGAAGACAGCUGACCACUUCUGGACGGACCCCUCGGCUGACGAGCUGGUCCAGCGGCACCGCAUUCACAGCGGCCACUGUCGACAGGACUCCCCCACCAAGCGGCCGGCCUUGUGUAUCCAGAAGAGGCACUCCAGCAGCAGCAUGGACGAGCGGCCGUCACCUUCGCUCUCGGCCCGAGACUACGUGGAGUCGCUGCACCAGAACUCCAGGGCCACAUUGCUGUUUGGCAAGAACAACGUCCUUGUGCAGCCGAGGGAUGAUAUGGAGGCCAUCCCUGGCUACCUGUCCCUCCAUCAAACAGCAGAUGUCAUGACCCUGAAAUGGACUCCCAACCAGCUGAUGAAUGGGUCUGUAGGGGACCUGGACUAUGAGAAGAGUGUGUACUGGGAUUAUGCCAUGACGAUUCGCCUGGAGGAGAUUGUCUACUUGCACUGUCACCAGCAGGUGGACAGCGGGGGCACGGUGGUGCUCGUGAGCCAGGAUGGCAUCCAGCGGCCCCCUCUGCGCUUUCCCAAAGGGGGGCACCUCCUGCAGUUCCUGUCCUGCCUGGAGAAUGGCCUCCUGCCCCAUGGACAGCUAGACCCUCCCCUGUGGUCGCAGAGAGGAAAGGGAAAGGUUUUCCCAAAACUGCGUAAGAGAUGUCUGCAGAGUUCGUCAGAGUCCACCUCCGACAAAGAGGAGGAUGAGGCCACAGACUAUGUCUUCCGCAUCUUGUUCCCUGGUAGCCAAUCAGAGUUUGUGACCGUUGCUCCCAGUUGCCCCCUUGCUCUCCCCCUGCCCCGCUCCCUCUCCUUGCACAUGUGGAGAAGCCCCUCUCGGAGGUCCAGGACCUUGGUGGUCCCCAAGCACUCCUGCAGCUGCCCUGGACCCCUCCAAGACCCGAAUUCACACCGCUUAACCCCAGACCUGAUGGACCAGGGGGCAAGCAUGUGGCACCCGACCCCCAGGAAGUCCUCCUGCUCCUCCUGCUCCCAGAGUGGCUCGUCGGAUGGGGGCCCCCCCAAUGGCUGCAACCAGGAAAGGGCCCCCCUGAAGCUGCUCUGUGACAACAUGAAGUAUCAGAUCAUCUCCCGGGCCUUCUAUGGCUGGCUGGCGUACUGCCGCCACCUCUCCACGGUGCGGACCCACCUGUCCGCCCUGGUGAACCACACCAUCGUGGAUCCCGACGUGCCUUGCGACGCCCGCGGGGGUCUCUCUGUGGAGGUGUGGCGCAGCUUCCUGAAAGACUGCACCGCUUAUGAAGAACAGGAGCUGCUGAGGCUGGUGUACUUUGGGGGGGUAGACCCCUCACUGCGCAGAGAGGUCUGGCCAUUUCUGCUGGGACACUACCAGUUUGGGAUGUCAGAGGCCGAGAGGAAAGAGGUGGACGACCAGGUGCGUGCCUGUUAUGAGCAGACCAUGAGCGAGUGGCUGGGCUGUGAGGCCAUCGUCCGGCAGCGGGAGAAGGAGCAGCACGCGGCUGCCCUGGCCAAGUGCUCGUCUGGGGCCAGCGUGGACAGCGGCGUGCAGCGCAUGAUGCACCGCGACUCCACUGUCAGCAACGAGUCCACCCAGAGCUGCAGCUCAGGCAGACAGAGCCAUGCACGACUGCAGAGUGACUCCAGCAGCAGCACACAGGUGUUUGAGUCAGUGGAGGAAGUAGAUCAGAUAGAGAUGGAACCCAAGGGUGACGAGACCAAGCAGGUUCCCAAGAUCCCCAACGGUGCCCUGCCAAAUGGUACUAGCUCCCCCGAUUCGGGACACCCCUCCUCCCGCAACUUCUCCAUCACUUCUGGCCUCUCGGACCGCUCACUGAGCACUGAAGACAGCAGUGCGCCUGAGCCGGCAGCUAAAGGCACCUCUUUCCAGCCACAACUUCCUCAGCCAAGCCCAGUCAAGACAGAGCAGCAAGCUGAGCCCAUUCCUGCUGCCAGCAUAGACACCAAGCUUCAGGUCCUUCCAGAAAAGGGAUCAGCUGCCAAGGAAGGAGCCAAAGGCAUUGAAAGACAGGAAGCCGUGGCUGUAGAUAAAGAGGUCGUCAGCGUUGCGGAGAUGACGGCGUGCAAGACUCAACAGACAGGGGGCGAUGUGAGUCUAGAGACCAAGGAAGCAGGGAUUCCAGCAACACAAGCCGUCACUGCUCCAGAAACUGUCAAGGCAGAAACUCCUGAAACAAAGCUGGUGUCCAAGUGUCCCGAAGCAUGGGGGGCUGAGGGUCGAGAACUGAAGGAGCCUGACGGGCGAGAAGCAGUAGCCCAAGGUUCAGCAGCAACUGACGGCCCCCAAAAUGCUAAAGAAGAAGCCAAAGGUAAAGAAAUGAAAGAGGGGAAACCCACAGAAUCCGAAGAGAUCAAGGUUCAGGAGAAAAAGGAAAAUGGAAUGAAGUUCAUGGAUAUUAACAUGCCUAAGGUGUUUGAAACUGGGUCCAAAUUGCUGACAGCUACUGAAAUUCCAAGUUCUGUAAGGACUGAGGAGGUCCUGCUCACUACAGACUCUGAUGAGUCUCCUUCUGCGAUCGAAAUGGAGGAGAUACCUCUGGUUGCCAAAGUGUCCAUGAGCCCAUGGGACAGGAAGGCCCCCUCCGAGAGCACCGGAGACUCGCUGUCAGCCCUAGCAGACAGUGUGGGAGCGAGCCCAGAAUUGGAGGAUGCGGAAUUGGGUCCGACAGGGUUGCCGGUACUGGAACUGCGGCUGGAAGAUGAAGUGGGGAAGGCCAGCCCAGAGGGGAGCGGGUCGGCCCUGUCCGAGCCCGAGAUGGAAAGCCUCUUCCCCCAGUUUGAUUCCCUGGCCGUCGGUGGGGAAGUGAAAAAUGAAGCUGCAUCACCCGUCUCCUCCAUCGGAACCACCUACUCCCAAGAACUGCUAGACAUGUACACCAUCAACCUUCACCGAAUCGAGAAGGACGUCCAGCGUUGCGACAGGAACUUCUGGUACUUCACUCCCGCCAACCUGGAGAAGCUCCGUAACAUCAUGUGCAGCUACGUUUGGCAGCACCUGGAGAUCGGUUAUGUCCAGGGUAUGUGUGACUUGCUGGCACCCCUCCUCGUCAUCCUGGAUGACGAGGCUAUGGCUUUCAGCUGCUUCACAGAGCUCAUGAAGAGGAUGAACCAGAACUUCCCUCAUGGGGGUGCCAUGGACACCCACUUUGCUAACAUGCGGUCUCUCAUCCAGAUCCUGGAUUCCGAGUUGUUUGAGCUGAUGCACCAAAAUGGAGACUACACCCACUUUUACUUCUGCUACCGAUGGUUUCUGUUGGACUUUAAACGAGAGCUGGUGUACGACGACGUGUUCGCCGUGUGGGAGACCAUCUGGGCCGCUAAGUACACCUCCUCAAGUCACUUUGUCUUGUUCAUUGCCCUCGCUCUGGUGGAGCUCUACAGGGACAUCAUACUGGAGAACAACAUGGACUUCACGGACAUCAUUAAGUUCUUCAAUGAGAUGGCGGAGCACCACAACAUCCAGCACAUACUGAAUCUGGCUCGCGACCUGGUGUGCAAGGUGCAGACGCUCAUUGAAAACAAGUGACCCCACAUGGCCCCACUUUCUGCCAGUUCCCGUGAACAGGCUUCCCAGUUUGCUGCUUGUCUCAGCCACGUCUGACCUG
Messenger RNA from Paramormyrops kingsleyae, 4569 nucleotides. The record is from RefSeq and is a predicted model, not a curated record. Lineage: Eukaryota; Metazoa; Chordata; Actinopteri; Osteoglossiformes; Mormyridae.